Messenger RNA from Entamoeba nuttalli P19, 741 nucleotides. RefSeq lists its product as hypothetical. The transcript has a single exon. Lineage: Eukaryota; Evosea; Mastigamoebida; Endamoebidae. The record is from RefSeq and is a predicted model, not a curated record. Bases 1 to 741 code for a protein of 246 amino acids.
AUGAAAUUUGGACUUGCAACUAUUUCACAUCUUUUAGUUUUAGUUGUUGAAUGUGGAAUGAUUCUUGUUUUAUUAUCAUUCUUUUUACCAAUGGUAGCAACACGAGACAUUGAUGAAAAAGAUCAUACUGUUAGUUAUUAUUCAAGCCAUUUAAUUUCAUUUUGUGUUGAUGUUGAUACUGAAUUUACUAAACACACUUGUGUGUAUUAUUCAGGAAACCAAGCUUUCUUUGAUAAUCUUCCACAUUUUUCAUCUCAAUAUAGUUGUUAUCUUAUAGUUACUGUAUUAACUUCAUUUAGUCUUAUUUUUACAGUAUCUUAUCUUUUAAUUGAAUUAUAUGGAUUCUUCAAUCCAGAAGAUGCUCAAACAGGUGUAAUAAAGAAUUUAAGUUAUUACUAUGAUAAACUUAGUUCUUUCUUCUCUUUCUUACCAAUGUUAUCUGAUUCUUUACUCUCAUUAAUUUAUGGAGUUUUCUUCUCAAGUAUUGUUGGUGUAUUUAAUCUUAUUUCUUUAAUUGUUCUUAUUAUUGGAGUUUCUGGAUCUGGUUUUGAUGACGGUAAUAAUUUACAUGUAGUUUCUAAAUCAUUAUGCAGUGGAUUUUUCAUUUACCUUAUUGGUAGUACUCUUCUUGUUGGAGGAAUUAUUGGAACUACUUUAGCCCGUUUCUUUUCAGGAAAAAUUGAUGAAAGUCAAGUCCAAACAGAGCCAAACCCAGCUUUUGAUGUACCAGCAGACCAAUAA